ACAAUAGAUUGGUCGCCAUUUUAUUUCAAACGCGAGUAGAUAUCGGACAGUGUGAAUGGUGAAUUAUGUAUUGAACAUAGAUUGAUCAUGCAAAAUAGCAGCUCACUUUCGACAAGCUGUGAUAUCAAAUCAAAACCUGAUAUUUUUUUGUAGGAUCCGCGGUAUUUCUGAAUAUGAGGUGACCGAUAAUAAUGGGGACAUCAUUAAUUCCCAAUUCGAGUUGCCAGACGAGUGCUGAUCGACACUAAACUUUGUUGCUUAGAGAAAAGGAUAAAAUUCCCUCAUCAAAAUGGCCCGGGGUGUCAACGAAGAGCAAGAGGGUGGGGAAUAUGUCGAGUCGCAAGAUCACGAGGAAACGGAAAAGGGUUAUGGUUACACACAGCCGCUAUGUGGUUACUUGCUUGACACAAAGAUACUGAUAAUCAACAUCAACGCACCUGAUAGGACUGAAGUUUCAUCCUAUUUAAUACAGGACAAUAAAGAAUGUCCGGAGCAGGAAAUUCGAGCCAUCAAGCAUGAAUUGGAAGAGGAACCGGAGAAACAUCCAAUAAUUACUUCUUGGGAAUAUGAUGCUUAUAAAGACACCACCAUCCUUGAUCUCGUCCAAUCGAAAAUGCCUUUCAUGGAAGUUCUGUCUUUUGUAGCUGAACAUUGCCCAAACUUACGAGUUUUAAGGCUUUAUACGAACGUACCAUCAGCGUUUGUAUCAAUGGGUGACCUUCAGAGCCGAUCCACAGAGUUCGACUGUAAACAUGAUAAAAGUGAUGAAAACGAUAUACCUGAACUUCAAGUUUACAUUCGUUUUCGUCAUCAGGAGACUUCUAUUCCAUUUGACGGUCUCUUGAUGAUUGUGUCACUCAUAUUUCCCAACAUAUCUGAUCUUACAAUAUAUGGCGAAGACGAAACCGAGCUAAGGAUCUGGGAUUACUUGUACAUGCCAAAUGUACCAAAAUUGCGCCUUCUCCCGGAAGUUCGUAAGCUGACGUUGAAGCAGUUUAUGGGAUCUAUUAGCCUGCUAAUGCUUUUGAAGUUGGUAAUCUUACAUUUAUCACAUCUACCAUUUCUUCGAAUAAUUAAAUGCAACGUAGGUCUUAAUGUUCAAAUGGGAAGUGAAAUCAAGAAAAUGUUUCAUAAAUCAGAUCUGCGUCACCUGGAAAUAAUUCCAGUGAAUGACAUCUCUUUCUCAUCUCUGUACGAACUGGUAUUCGAGUUUUUCAAUAAUUGCUUGAACAUAAACAACUUCAUUGUACAUAAUGUUAAAGCCACACACAAUAGCUUCAAGCUAUUGAAAUGGACCAAGACAAGGCACGAACUUUAUUUGAAGCAAUCGCCACCCCUGAAGGAUUUCGAAGAUUUAUGUCCAUUAUGAAGAAGUUCCCAUACAUACGUAAACUAGAAGCGGAUGAGUGUGGUUCUUUCGAAAGACCAGAAAUUCUCGAAAUAGUAAGGACUUGUUCAAGUCUGCAAUAUUUCUCUUCUGUGGCAAAUGGCAAGAGAAGUACACUCGCCAUUUCUGAUCACAAUCUGAUGAUGAGAGAAUCUGCUUCAGAGCAAAUCAGCAAGUCAUUCGGCAGGCUGGGAGGGGAAUUAAUUCUUGAAAAGUACGGCGUUACAUUGACUGUUCCAGAAGGGGCAAUAGAGAGAGAAGGGGAGAUUGACAUUGGUCUUCAGGUGUUGACCAAUCCACCAUCGACGCAUUUGCAAGAAGAUGAAAUGGUAUGCAGCUUUGGAUUCCGGUGUACCAUUCCUAAACUACCAGGCUUAAGGUUUGCAAAACCUGUCAAGGUAACAGUUCCGCAUUCUGCAAUCCUUGAGGUUCACCCUUCGGAAGUCCAUGUAGGAAUGUACAGCGGUGAACUGUGGCAUGAUACAGGAGAUGUAGAGAUAAGUACAAUCUCUUACAAUUGGCCGUCAAAGGGGAGUCUUCCGAGGUGCGAGCAGGGAACAAAUGAGAUAUCCGUCUUCAUUGAUCACUUUUCAUUUGGAUGGCCGGUCUUGAAGAUUCGCAAUCCCUUUGAUAGGAAAAAGCACGUGAGAGGCAAGAGGAUGGGAUGUCUGUCCUUCGUACCAAUUCAGAUGCCUCCAACAAGAAAGCCAGUUUUACGGGUACAGCUCUUCGACUACCUUAACGGCAAUCAUGAGGCGAUCAGCAAAGAAGAAUCGGAAUGUGAUUUCCGGAAGGCUCAUCCAAAGUUUGAACUUUGUGUAAAAUCCAACCUAGAUGUGACAUAUCGAAUGGAUGGAAGCACGCCAGAAGACAGAUCAAUGAAUACGCGGGCUAUACUCUACAAGGACCUGAAGAAAAAAAUCAGUGAGUCGGUCACCUUUGCUCUGGAUUUCUCUGAACGCGAAAAACUUUAUGCAUUGGUCAAUUUAUCAUUAACACAGCCGGACCCUGAACAUGCUGAAGAAAGGCAAGAUCAUGAUUUCAACGUCGAUUUUCGAGGUGACUCAAGAGAAAGUUCUUCCUCCGUUACCAGUCGGAGAGGAUCUAAUGACGAAUUUGGCGAGAUAAUCAAGCAAGUAGCACGGGAACUUCAUUCGGAAGAAGAUAUCGACAACCUGGGUAAGGAACUGGAGUUUAACGUACCAGAUAUAUGCCGGUUCAUUAAGCAAAACAGUACAAAUGGCGUUAAUUCAAGAGGCACCCUCAAUAUGCUAAGGACAUGGCGAUCAGGCGUUGAUAAAUCAGAAGAACAAUCGAUUCUUAGGGAUGCUCUACUCCGUGCAGGCCUGAUCAACCUACAAUCCAGGCUUCUUCCAUAGCCCGAAGAUAGGGCCGAACUACCAGAUAGCACUUUCUAGCACUUGACACCUCUUCGCCUAUACAUGUCCUAAAGAAUGUCAAUCACUUAUGGGCAAUUCCACACGUUGGUGAAUUUAAGGUGUAACUAAAAGAAAUGUGCCUAUACGUCAAUUUGUCGAUUUAUUACAAACAUAACUUUACAGAUGCUUUUAUCUUCUAAAGGUGUUUAAAACUUACUAUAGUUUUUUUACCGAUUUCCUUAAAAGAUCUCAAACCAUCAUUAAAAUAGCACAUGUCAGUGUGACUGAGGGGGAAAAAAUUUAAAUUCAAAUUACACAGGGUUUCUUUAGAAUUUUUCCACCAAAAAAAAUCGAUUAAAGGGAAACUAUUUCUAUAUUCAAAAGGUCACUUGAAGCAUUUGUUCUAGGCCCCAGGCGGCGGAAGCGGGGGGGGGGAGGACACGCCCCCCUAAAUUUCAGGUGGAGGGGACAGCCCCCCCAAAAAAAAUGAAAGAGAAGAAGAAAGGAAGGGAG
Messenger RNA from Lytechinus pictus (painted urchin), 3279 nucleotides. RefSeq lists its product as uncharacterized. Lineage: Eukaryota; Metazoa; Echinodermata; Echinoidea; Temnopleuroida; Toxopneustidae. Gene Ontology annotation, biological process: netrin-activated signaling pathway. The record is from RefSeq and is a predicted model, not a curated record. Gene Ontology annotation, molecular function: netrin receptor activity. The transcript is spliced from 9 exons. Bases 1291 to 2766 code for a protein of 491 amino acids. Gene Ontology annotation, cellular component: membrane.